Molecule: messenger RNA, 1123 nt
Organism: Myotis davidii
Lineage: Eukaryota; Metazoa; Chordata; Mammalia; Chiroptera; Vespertilionidae
Gene: SCRN2
Product: secernin 2
Exons: 5
Coding region: 1-1014 (337 amino acids)
Biological process (GO): proteolysis
Molecular function (GO): dipeptidase activity; cysteine-type exopeptidase activity
Source: RefSeq, a predicted model, not a curated record
AUGGCAUCGUGGAGCCCUGACGCCCCAUGUUCCUGUGACUGCUUUGUCUCGGUGCCCCCGGCCUCGGCCAUCCCAGCUGUCAUCUUUGCCAAGAACUCAGACCGACCCCGGGAUGAGGUGCAGGAGGUGGUGUUUGUCCCGGCGGGCACUCAUGCCCCUGGCAGCCGGCUCCAGUGCACCUACAUCGAGGUGGAGCAGGUGGCGAAGACCCACGCUGUGAUCCUCAGCCGCCCUUCCUGGCUGUGGGGGGCGGAGAUGGGCGCCAACGAGCAUGGCGUCUGCAUUGGCAACGAGGCCGUGUGGACCAAGGAGCCAGUUGGGGAGGGGGAGGCCCUGCUGGGCAUGGAUCUCCUCAGGCCCCUUCUCCCCACAGAGGGCGCCCGCAACAUCUCCAACCAGCUGAGCAUCGGCACCGACAUCUCAGCCGAACACCCGGCGCUCCGGCUUUGCGGGCCCCUGACCCUGUCCCGCUUGGCAGGGGGCAUCACGGCCGAGGCGAUGAUGGGCAUCCUCAGGGACCAGCAGAGGGGCAUCUGCAUGGACUCCGGGGGCUUCCGCACCACGGCCAGCAUGGUGUCCGUCCUGCCGCGGGGCCCCAGAGGCGGGGUCUGCGGGGCAGGGGUCGCGAGGGACGUAGAUGGCCGUCCUCCAUCCCUCCAUCUGCGCCCCCUCAGGUCCGUGUUCAAACCUUUCAUCUUCGGGGCGGGGGCGGCCCAGGCCCCCCAGGUGCUGUCCCCCACCUUUGGAGCACAGGACCCCGUCCGGACCGCGCCCCGCUUCCAGACUCGGGUGGAUCGCCGGCACGCUCUCUACCGCGGACACCAGGAGGCCCUGGGGCUGAUGGAGCGGGAGAAGGACCUGGGGCAGCAGCUGCGGCAGAAGCAGCGGGAUCUGGAGCAGGAAGGCCUGGAGGCUGUGAGGGGGCUGCUGGCCGGGGCGGGGGCCCCACCCCCCCAGGAGCUGGGUGGCCUCUUCCAGGCCUUUGUGGAGAGGGAGAGCCAGGUGUACGCCUGAGCGCCACAGCUCCUCCUGGCCUGGCCUGGGGCGCGGGGCUGGGGGUGGGCCUGGACCCCAGGGGCAGUGGGAUCUGAGCAGGUCCUUCACGCCCCUUGUUCCGACUGGC